This is a messenger RNA of Dictyostelium discoideum AX4, 1587 nucleotides long. RefSeq names its product methylmalonate-semialdehyde dehydrogenase (gene mmsdh). The coding region runs from base 1 to 1587 and encodes 528 amino acids. The record is from RefSeq and is a predicted model, not a curated record. Gene Ontology annotation, molecular function: oxidoreductase activity; methylmalonate-semialdehyde dehydrogenase (acylating, NAD+) activity. The transcript has 2 exons. Lineage: Eukaryota; Evosea; Eumycetozoa; Dictyosteliales; Dictyosteliaceae. Gene Ontology annotation, cellular component: mitochondrion.
AUGCUUUCAUUCAAAUUCGCCAAAUCUGCCUCAAAGGUUAUUGGAAAUAGAAAUUUCCACUCAAGUUCUGCUUCUUUAGCAAAUACAACUAAAUUAUUUAUUAAUGGUAAAUUUGUUGAAUCAAAAACUAAAGAAUGGCUCGAAGUUAGAAAUCCAGCCACUCAAGAACUUGUAACUAAAGUACCAGUUUCAACUAAAGAAGAGAUGGAGGCCGCAGUUAAAGCAGCAUCAGAUGCUUUCCCAGCAUGGAGAGAUACAUCAGUUUCAAACAGAUCAAGAAUCAUUAGCAACUAUAAGAAUUUAAUCAAUAAAAAUAUGGAUAAAAUUGCAGCAAUCAUUACAGAAGAACAAGGUAAAACCCUCCCAGACGCAAAGGGUGAUGUUUUCAGAGGUUUAGAAGUUGUUGAACAUUCAGUCAAUGUUGCAUCAUUAAUGAUGGGUGAAACCGUUGAAAAUGUUUCAAAGAAUGUCGAUAUCUAUUCAUACGUUCAACCAUUAGGUGUUUGUGCAGGUAUCACUCCAUUCAAUUUCCCAGCAAUGAUUCCAUUAUGGAUGUUCCCAUUAGCAAUUGCAUGUGGUAACACUUUUGUUUUGAAACCAUCAGAACGUGUACCAUCAGCAUCCAUGUUUUUAGUUCAACUCGCACAAGAAGCUGGUGUACCAGAUGGUGUUGUCAAUGUUAUUCAUGGUGGUAAAGAAGCUGUAAACUUUAUUUGUGAUGCUCCAGAAGUUAGAGCCAUCUCAUUCGUUGGUGCCGAUCAAGCUGGUCGUCAUAUUCACGCUCGUGGUACUGCCAAUGGUAAACGUGUACAAUCUAACAUGGCUGCUAAAAAUCACGCCACCAUCGUCCCAGAUGCCCAUAAAGAACGUACUUUAGAUGCAUUGACUGGUGCUGCUUUUGGUGCCUCUGGUCAACGUUGUAUGGCUUUAAGUGCUGCUGUAUUCGUUGGUGAAUCUAAAAAUUGGAUUCCAGAAUUAGCUGAACGUGCCAAGAAAUUAAAGGUUGCAGGUGGUGCUGCACCAGGUGCUGAUUUAGGUCCAGUGAUUUCAGCAGCCUCAAAACAAAGAAUUCACGAACUCAUUCAAUCUGGUAUUGAUGAAGGUGCCAAAUGUAUUUUAGAUGGUCGUAACGUUGUCGUUGAUCCAGAAUUUUCAAAGGGUAACUUUGUUGGUCCAACCAUUCUCACUGAUGUCAAACCACAUAUGAGAUGUUACAAAGAGGAAAUCUUUGGUCCAGUUUUAGUUUGUCUCAAUGUUGAUACUGUCGAUCAAGCCAUUCAACUCAUCAAUGCUAACCCAUACGGUAAUGGUACUGCUGUCUUCACCUCAUCUGGUGCUGUCGCUCGUAAAUAUCAACGUGAAAUCGAUGUUGGUCAAGUUGGUAUCAAUUUACCAAUCCCAGUUCCACUUCCAUUCUUCUCCUUCACUGGUUCUCGUGGUUCUUUUGUUGGUGCUGGUCACUUCUACGGUAAGACUGGUGUUCAAUUCUUUACUCAAAUUAAAACAAUCACUUCAAACUGGAGAGAUGAUGAUAUUUCACACGGUGUUUCUUCAUCAAUGAAUAUGCCAAUUUUAGGUAAAAAUUAA